CUGACUUUAAUAAAUAAUGUUUUCUUUGUAAAUAGUGAGAUGUCCAACUCUGAAUCUGUUUUGGUCCUCCUGUGUCCUGAUGGAAUUGAUACCUUUGCCCACACUUCCAAUGGAUCCUUCGCACUUCCGGUUGCCAGCAGAACACUAUGGAGCCAGCGAGGGCGGAAGUGCCAGUAGGGAAGAUGGCGGACUCGGCUCGCAGCUCCCGGUAACCCUUGCUAGCAGUAUAGCCAUGCCCGUCCAGUGGCUGGCCGCCCGGGUGCUCUUUUACCCGAGCUUGCUGUACAAUGUGCUGAUGAGGAAGGUGACGGACAGGAACUGGUACGACAGGAUCGAUGACACGGUUCUCCUGGGAGCGCUGCCCUUCCGCGGAAUGAGCGACACGGUAGCUACCGCGCAUGCGCACCGGGUCACGUGAUCUGCCCCCUUCAUGGUCAUGUACGCCUGGCCUGCACUUGUACGGGGAAGGCAGGUCGCAGGCCAAAGUAGCCGCACCGGAAACAUUCUCCAAGUCUGUUCUGUUUCCAGUUUGGCCUGAAAUAUGAAAUUAUUAUUAUUAUCUCCAUUUAUAUCUGAACAUGAAAUGCACUUUAAAAUGCUCUUGUACUCCCCCUUUUUCUAAUAACAGGAUCAUAGGUUUAAAUAGCUGAAAUAACAAUUCCCGAAACUUGUUCCAAACACACAAUGUGGCAAUGAUUGUAAACACAGCUUCCAAUAAGGCUCUACUGAUCCAGCUAAAAAUAUUUAUAAAGACUAGUUUAUACUCCUAAAAAUUAGCACAAUUAAUAGUUGUUUGGUUUUUUGGGGGGGGGAGGGGAGUUAUAUCUUUUCUUUUUUUUUUAUACUGUAAGGGACAAACAGAUUUAUUUAUUUAUAAAAUAUUUUACCAGGAAGGAUACAUUGAGAUUUCUCUCGUUUUCAAGUAUGUCCUGGGUCUUUGUCCACAAAACAUUGCAUUGUUACAAUAGGGUACAAUAUUACAAACAAUUACAAUAUACAAACUAUCUAUACACACACAUAUAAAUUAAAAGGACCACUAAAGUCACCCAGGCCACUUCAGCUCAAUGAAGUGGUCUGGAUGCUAGGUCCCCCAGGUUUUAACCCUUCAGGUGUAAACAUAGCAGUUUCAGAGAAACUGCUAUGUUUACAUUGCAGGGUUAAUUCAGCCUCUAGUGGUUGUCUUCAUGCAAAAAAUCGAAUUGAGCACGCAGAACGUCCAUAGGAAAGGGACCUAUGGACUAUAUAGUGCCAAGAAAACAAGUUUGAGUUUGAAAACACUCGUUUUCCUGGCACUAUAGUUGUCCUUUAAUACAUAACAGGUAAUAAAUAUAUUCAGCCAUGAGAGGUGCAUUCUGUGCUGAGGUUUAUUGCCAUAGAUCUCUUAUAUCUAUAGAUUGAAUGAAGAUUUGGCAAUCUAAAGGAAUAUUUUCCUUUACUGGUAAUAUGCCAUGGCAACAGUUACUGGUGGGUUUAUAUCCCCUCUGCUACUAUUGAACAGGUUAAGCAACCCAAAUUAUAAAAAGUCUUGGAUACUCUACAGUCACUAAAACAACUUUAGCUUAAUUAAGCAGUUUGGCCGUAUAGAUCCAGCCUCUGAAGUUUCACAGCCAUUUAGGAGUUGAAUCACGUUUGUUUCUGUUUAUGCAGCCCUAGUCACACCUCCUCUGACUGUGACUGACACAGCCUGCAUAAAAACAAAAUGGUGCCAUUUUCAAUCACAUGUAACUUAUUUUAAAUGUUUUUAAUCUCCUACUCUGUAAAUUGAACUUGAGUUACAUACAGGAGGCUCCUGCUGGGUCUAGCAAGCUAUUAACGGAGCAGAAGAUAACAAAUUCUGAAUUCAAUAUCAUUUGCAAUAAAGGAAGUGUAAACAUUAGAUGACUCUUUACAGGAAGUGUUUAGGAAGGCUCUAUAAGUCAUAUGCGGAGGUGUGACCAGGGCUGUAUAAACAAAGUGAUUUAACUCUUAAAUGGCAGAAAACUGAGCAGUGAGACUGCAGGGGCAUGAUCUAUACACCAAAACUGCUUCAUUAAUCUAAAGUUGUUUGGUGACUAUAGUGACCCUUUAAAUGAUACAUCUUUCAUGUUUUUUUUUCCAGUUGGUUAAUGACGAAAAUGUCCGUGGAGUCAUAACUAUGAAUGAAGAAUAUGAGACUAAGCUACUCUGCAACUCUGCUGAGGUGAGUGAAUAAAACAUAGAGUUCUGCGUGUCCUUAGGGUCCAUGUAAUGGAACUGACAUGUAAAUGUAAUUGAACGUGCUUGGUUCAUAGUCUGUAGGCUGUGUUUUAUUUUCUCCCUUUCUGUUCCAGUUUUUUCUUUAAUUCAUUGGGGGCUUUUCAUUUCCAAGACUCAUAUAUUGGUUUACUUGCUUAAAGAAACACGAUCGGCACCAAAACAACAUUGAUUGCAAUGCCGCAGUGGUUUCAUUUAUCUGUGUAAUCCUUUAAACUAAACAGUUUAUAAUUUGUUUUUGUUUGUUUCUCUGAUAUGAUUUAGAAUAAAAGGAAAGAAGCAAAACGUAAAUUUCUGUUUUAAUUAAAUGAUCAUAUUUAGGAGGGUAGGCCUUUUUUAGCCCAAAGUUUAUCUGUUCCAGUUUUAUUUGCCAAUGUCUUUUUAGAGCUUCCUACAGUGAGUUUAUCAAUCCCGAUGAUCUCUGUCCAAUUCAGUACUAACUGGAUGAUCCCCUUCCAAUCCAAUGCUUGUCUUACAGAAAGAUUGGUGACAUACACCAAUACAAAUGCUUCUCAUAGAGGAGCAUUGAACCCAGUGUGCUCUGAGCUACAUUUAAAGGGACACACCACUGUCCAAAUGCAAAAUAAAUUAAAAAAAAUCACAGUUUUAAUAGAUAUUCCCCAAAUGAAAACAUUCAUGCAUUUAAUUAUAAAUUAUUAUUUUUUAUCGGUGUUAUAUCUAAAAUCAGCUUGCAAAACCUACAGUUUUCUUGUCUGCAGCCUUUGCAACCCCUCCCCUUCUAAUCCCGCCCAGACUUUCUGUGGCUGUCCAAUCGCAGACUUCCCAAUGCAGCUCAAUGAGAAGUCUUUUCAAGACAGGUGUUUUCUGAUUGACAGCCAGGGGGUGUAACCAGAUUAAUUCAUAAAUGUGUCCAUUUCUAUUGAAAUCUGCACUUUUUGCAAAAUGAAAAAAAUAGGACACACUCUUCACACAAAGUUUUUCACCAAGCUAAAGUGCUUUAGAGGUCCAUAGUGUCGCUUUAAAGUUAGCGAAGUAGGCCAUGCUCUCGCUGUCUUAUUGACAGCUGGAAGGCGUGACUAAGCUGAUUUAUAAAAGUGCUGGUUUAGAAAAUAGGCCUCCAAUAAAUGCCCAAAGCAUGCUGAAGUGCUUUAAUGGUGUGAAGUGUUCCUUUAACACAGAUAUAACAAACAUGUGAAAACACAUAGGAAUGUUGUGAAUGUUGAACAACUGCAGCAUUCGUGCAUUUUAUGGGUAUUUUUUGUUUAUUUUCCUAAGCUGAUCUAUCCAAAAGGCGCCUCUCCACCAGUUGUUGAGCGAGACCAUUCACUAUGAUACUGUGUGAGUCAUAUCCUCCCUUUGCAUCAUGGGAGGUUUAGUUUAGCAGCUGCAGGAGGUACAUAUGUCACAUGGUUACUGUAUUAGAAUUUCAUCAGUGGCUGAUAAAAGUGACCUCCAUAGUUUGGUUUUAAUGUCAUUUCAUUAUAGACCUGUGAGGUUAAUUUCUGUGACUGGGAAAAUAUUUGAAGGGCUAUUAAGUGAUAAUAUUCAGGAAUUCAUUGGGAAGAACUGUGUUAGCAAUAAUCAGCAUGGUUUUAUGAAACAUAGGUCAUGUCAAACUAACCUAAUUGCAUUCUACGAAGAAGUAGGUAGAAGUAUAGAUCAGGGUGUUGCAGUGGAUGUGAUCUACUUGGAUUUUGCCAAGGCAUUUGAUACGGUUCCUCACAAAAGGUUAGUCUUCAAACUAAAAGAAAUUGGUCUAGAUGCAUAUUCUUUUUCUUGGGUAGAACAUUGGCUUAAGGAUAGAGUACAACGAGUUGUAAUUAAUUGAAUAUUUUCAGGCUGGACAAAAGUGGUAAGUGGUGUCCCUCAGGGUUUUUGGACCACUUCUUUUUUGUGAAUAUAAUUUUUAUUCAUUUUGCAUAUAUUAAUGUUCGGUGAGACGCGCAGGUCUCCAUUGCAUGCUAUUAUAAAAGGUAACAAGUUAGGCUCGCAGGCCCCAUCGCAGAAGGACUCGCAGGUCCCCAUUUUCUGGUAUUUACAUUUGUUUGUGAAUAUAAGUUAAAUAACGUUUUCAUGAACUGGGUGAACAUUAUGCCUUGUAAUCGUCCUUGAACCGGAUUAAUCAGUCCUUGAUUGGGUGUCAGUGUUUGUAGGCUACCCCUAUGGCCCCUGUCAACGGGCGUCUCACAGGGCCCUGUGUUCUUAGCUAUGUGGCAUCGUCCGUGGUGGGCUUGUGUUUUCCCCCGUUAUUACUAUCGGUGUUUCCCGUGUUUAACCAGGGGUAUGAUGGUAUUGCGGGUAGAGGGUACUCUUACAUUGGGUGUGUGGAUACUGCAUUAGCCGUGUCAUUGCCGGGCCUGUCCAGGGUUACCUCAGGUGUUCGCAUGUUUUGGCUUUGGGGUGACGUCCCGGGCUGGUCUGGACGUAUGUACCAGCUCGUGUUUGUUGAUCGUUCCUAAUUAUGGUUUCCCUUGUCGCUAUGGGUGCGGUGGGGAUGAUUCAGUCAAUGAUGAUGCUCGGGUAUUUCGAAGGGAGUAGGGAGGGGGGGGGAAUGCGUCGGGGUGGGAAGAAAGGAAAAAGGGGGGGGGGUAGUUCCGUUCAGUUCGUCUGUCGGCCGUCUAGCGUCGUCUGGGGUGUGUGUUCUGAGUGCUAUCUGUCUGUGUCGUGGUAUCCGUUAGUGUUAGGCCUGAGUUCUAAUUGGAACUCUUCUUUUGCCAUCUCUAGAAUCCAGUGCGUCCAGAUGCUCAUGUAGGUAGUGGGUGUAGUGUUGGCCGUCAUGGUCAGUUUCUCUAUCGACCUUAGUUCUUCCAUUUGGCUAAACCAGGUCGAAAGUGGGGGUGUAACUGUUUGUUUCCAGAAUUGGGGGAGCACUCGUUUGGCCACGUUAAGUAUUCUAAUGGUCAUGGAUUUUUUGUAUUUGGAGCGGGGAACUGUUGUGUGGUGUAGGAGCAUCGCUGCCGGUUCCAGGGGGGGGGGCGCGUCCGCGAACUUCUCUAGCAUUUUGUGUAUCCUCUUCCAGUAUGGUUGGAUCAACGCGCAAUCCCACCAGAUGUGUUUUGUGGUGCCCACCUCUCGUUCACAUCUCCAGCAGAGUCUGGAGUGGUCUGGGUUUACGUGGUGAAGGAGAUGUGGUGUCCUAUACCAAUGUGUUAGAAGCUUGUAGGCCGUUUCCUGUGUUUUGCUGUGAGUGGAACAGUGGUGUGUAAGGUAGCAGAUGGUUUCCCAUUCUGCUUCUGUUAGCGUGUUACCAAGGGCUGUCUCCCAUUUUCCCAUGAAGAGUGGUGUCUCGGACGGGGUUUCUGAUUGGAGCAUGGAAUAUAAGAAGGACACUCCGUGUGGGAGCGGGUCUGGGUGUGAGCUGACCACUUCUAUCGUGGUCUGGUCUCUGGCCAGUGCUGGUCCCUGCGGCAGGGAGUGGACGUAAUUGGUCAGUUGGGCAUGUCGGAAGCAGUGCAUAAAGGUCGGGGGCGUCUCUCCCAUCAAGUCCGUUAGUGUUUUACAUUUCCCACCUUGGAGGAAGUGGUGUAGGCGUGGGGAUCUGUCUGGGAGGAUGUGUUUGAGGACUCCAGGGUCCAGACCCGGCGGGAAGUCCUCGUUGUGUGUCAGGGGCAGGAGGGGGGAGGGGUACGGUGCCAUAUUCCCCUUCUUUGUGGCCUUCCUCCAAACUCUCAUGGUGUGUCUCGUGUAUAUGGACAUGUCACCUCUAUCGAUUGUGUCUCGGCCCCAGGAAAGGCCCGAGAUCGGUCUGCCUCUUCCACCGUCUUCCAUAGUUUGUGAACUCCGUCUUUAGACCACUCUGCAGGUGUGUGGCCACGUAGUACUGGUGGAAGUCUGGGAGGGCUAGUCCCCCUUUGUCUUUAGGACGUGUCAGUGUGGAAAAUUUCACUCUGGGCCUCCCCCCGUUCCAUACGUAUUUUAUCAUUUCUUUUCUGAGUGUGUUAAAGAAGGGGCCCGGUAUGACAGUGGGGAUGGCCUGGAAGAGGUAUAAGAGGCAGGUAGGACCAUUCCCUCAAGUCUCGUUGGAACGUGUGCAGUAUAGUGGCGAAGUUGUCCCUAUACAGGUCUCUGCUCUGCCUGGUCAGCCAUAUACCUAAGUACCUAAUUUUAUGUUCGGCCCAUUGAAAGGGGAAGCUGCGUCAUAGAGGGUCUGCGCGUGUGGCGGGGACGCUAACAUUAAGGAUGUAGGAUUUGCCGUAGUUAAUUGUAAGGUUAGAUAUAUCGCCAAAUGUCCGCAGGUCUUUCUGGAUGUUUGGAAGGGUGAUCUCGGGGUUGGUCACCACAAAAAGUAGGUCAUCCGCGUACGCCGCUACCUUGUGGUGUAUUUGGCCUGUCGUCCGGCCCGUUAUGUUUGGGUUGUGGCGGAUGUGUGUGAGGAAUGGUUCCAGGGCGAGAGCGAACAGAAGCGGCCAGAGGGGGCACCCCUGUCGAGUGCCAUUGUGUAUGGUAAAGGUCUCAGUCAGCGCCCCGUUAACUAACACCUGGGCCGUCGGUGCUCGGUAUAGCGCCUCUAUCCAGCAUCGGGUGUGGGGACCCAGCCCCAUGUGGGAUAGCGUCUCGAAGAGGUAGUCCCAGCUCACUCUAUCGAAGGCCUUCUCUGCGUCCGUGGACAACAAGAGGAGGCCUCCGUCCGUGCCCCCACCUCCGUGCAUAAGUGUGAGCGCUCUGAUGGUGUUGUCGCGCGCCUCGCGUCCUGUCACAAAUCCCACCUGGUCAGGGUGGACCAGAGAUGGGAUAUGUUUGGUGAGGCGCACCGCCAGGAUCUUGGCUAGUAGCUUAAUGUCGCAAUUGAUUAGCGAUAUUGGUCUGUAAUUCCCGCAAUGCUCUCUGUCUUUGCCGUCCUUGGGUAUGAUGGUGAUAUGGGCUGUUAGGGCUUGGGUAGGGAUGUGGUCUCCUUCUCGUAUCACGUUAAAUGCUUCCACCAUGGGUGGGUAAAGAUCCUCGGCGUAAGUCUUAUAGUAUUUUACCGGUAAGCCAUCCGGCCCCGGGCUUUUGCCCGGUUUAGUAAGUUUGACCGCUCGCGCUAAUUCCUCAACGGUUAUGGGUUUGUCAACCAGGUCAGCGACUUCUGCGUCUAGGGUCGGUAUCGGGUAUUUAGUCAGGUAGUCCUGAAUCGAGCGGCGAAGGUGUGCCUUAGCCAGUUCGGUUGUCGGUUGUGGGAGUUCGUAUAGCUCAGUGUAGUAUGUACGGAUCGCUCUCAUGAUAUCAGUCGGGAGACGGUGUAGGGACCCCUGUUUGUCUCUGAUCUUGUCGAUGUAUGUGUGCUGUCUCUGUUUCCUCAGCAUCGUAGCGAGGAGCUUACCACUCUUGUUCCCAUGUAGGGUAAAGAAGGCCUUAUUUCUAAGUGCCUCCCUGUGGUGUUUGGAAUGCAGUAUGGUCGCUAGGUCCCUCCUCAGUUGUAGGAGUCGGGUCUGGUGUGUGUGGUCUGGGUCGCGUUUGUUUUGUUCGUCCGUUUUGUGUAUGUCGUCUAGUAGGACGGUCAGUCGAGCUUCGGUUUGUUUUUUUAGUAUUGCCCCCUGUUGGAUAUAGUGACCUCUUAUCACACUUUUGUGUGCCUCCCAGCGUAUCGUCGGCGAUGUCUGCUCCGUCGUAUUGGUGGCAAGGUACUCUCUGAUUUUAUCGCCUAUAAGGGUCGUGACUCCCGGGUGGGAGAGUAGGUAUUCAUUGUGUCUCCAUUUUGGAGAUGUGGGGCGAAAUAGUGGUGACUUUAUUUUGAGGGAGACAGGGGCAUGGUCCGACCAUGUGGCUGUUCCGAUCCCGACGUCAGUUAACAAUGAAAGGUCGUAGUGUGAGGUGUAUAUGUGGUCGAUGCGGGAGUAUGAGUUGUGCGGAUGGGAAUAGAAAGUGAAGUCUCGGGCGUCUGGGUGGUGGGCCCUCCAGCAGUCGACCAGUCGGUGGUCCCGGAGUAGGGAUUUGAUGCCUUGCAGUUGUUGGUUGGGGAUAUGUGAGGUGCCCGUUGAGGUGUCCCAUGACGGUUCUAAUGCGACAUUAAAGUCACCCCCCAGUAUGAGAGUCCCUUCUUUGAACGCCUGGAGCUUGUGGAGUGUUUGUUUGAGGAAGCGGUAGUGUCGUGUGUUUGGGGCGUAUAUGGUUGCGAACGUGUACUGAUGGCCUGCUAUUUCCCCCUUGAGGAAUAGGUACCUGCCUUCAUCGUCCGACAAGCAGCCCCCCUCCUGGAACGGCACCCUCUUAUGGAAAAGUAAUGCUCCCCUAGCUUUCCCCCCGUGGUAGUCACUGUAGUAUCCUUGUGUGUAGUGUUGGUUUGUUAGUUUGGGUCUGGCCCCUUUCUGAAAGUGUGUUUCCUGCAACAUGACUAUCGAGGCCCUUUGUUUAUGAAAGUCUCUCGGUGCUCCUGAUCUCUUCUCUGGUUUGUUCAGGCCUUUGGCAUUGAUCGUGAGAAUAUGCAGCGGGGCGGGAGUCAGUGGCAUGUCGUCUGGUCAGUCGGCUGUUGGUUGGUGCUGUAUGGGUGUCGUUGUCCAAGUCCCUGCUGUGUGUGUGUACCUGGUAUGGCCUGUUUGUCGUGGUCAGUUUGAGGACAAGGUGUCAGGGUUUAAGGUGGGGUAGAGAGAGGGGUAAGGUAUCGUGGGAUUCGUGGAGAUUCCCUGUGAUCUCCAGUGGGUGUGUUCCGGUCUCGGGACCGUUAGGUGUAGACGUCGGGGAGUUUCAAUCCACGGUGCCACCAGUGGCUCCCGUGAGUGACUCACUGUCUGAGUGACGUCUCUCCUACUGGGCAGUGGUAGGGUGUAUCGGUGUCGGUCUUCCGUGCGGCAAGUCGGGUCCCAUGUCGCCCCUUUUUGGUUCCCGGAUGCUACCUCAAUGGAAUGUGAUGGUCUUCCCCGCCUCGGGGUGUGUUGGCUCGAGAGCCGGCGUGUGUGUUGCACAGCAUGUCUGUUCAAGGUACUGUAGUAAGGCAUAAACCGUAACAAUAACAUUUAGAUUAAAUUCACAACAGGUGAUAACAAGUAGUUGACAUUUCUAUCAUGGUGCAGGGCUGCACAUCCAAUUCUGAUAUUCUGCCGCCUCCCCCUGUUAUCGAGGUCUUCCAUGUGGAGGGCCAUUUGGCGCAGUUGUAUCGUCUGCUGCUGUAUUACGUUUGCGGUGGCGUUUUGUGCUGAUGUCACGUGGUCACAGUCUGCCUCCAACAAUGCUAGCUUAUGGUGUAGCCCCUGCAUGUCCUCCCUUAAGGCAUGGAGUUCCCCUGUUAUGGACUUGUGAAGGGCGGCAUUUGCCUCUUUAAGGUCAGCUUUCGUGGGUAGGUUGCUCAAUAAGGAUGCCCAGUCCAGCUGGGAUGGGGGUAGGUCAGGUGUAAGAUGUACCUGUUCGUGAUGUCUGCUGCCUGGUGAGGCCGGGCGGGCCAGGCCCGAGGCCUCCGAGUCACUAGAGGCCUGAGAGACGUGAUCCGCCUGGGUCAGGAGGUAUUGUCUCAUGCCCGGUGUCUGGGACCCCCUCGGAGUGUUGGCGGUCGCUGCCGCUUGCUGUUGCCGGUUUGUUUUGCCCAUUUUGCGGUGUGUGGGGCUAGUGAGGCGGGUAAUAGUGCAGAGCCUGCAGGGAGCUUCUGGUUCACGCCGCCAUUCCGAUCGGCGUCCAAGCCACGCCCCGUGGUAGAACUUUUUAUCACUUGAGAAAGCCAGGCGAUGUUAUGUAGUCUAGAAGUUGAAAGUCCUUAUAGUUUGAUUCCACGCAGGGGCGUACCUAGAGCAUUUGGCACCCGGGGCAGAUCCUGUGCUUGGCACCCCCACCCCAAAAAAAAAACCUUUGCUGUAGCGUGGCCGAGCCCUGUAUAGUCGGCGGGUACAGGUAGCUUUUGUUUCCUGUACCCGGCCGGACUAACAGGAAGUGCACACACUUUUGGAACACUUCUAUUUAACAUAUUUAUAAAUGAUCUUGAAAUAGGCAUUGAAAGCCAUGUAUCAGUGUUUGCAGAUGACACAAAACUUUGUAAAGUAAUAAAAUGUGAGCAGGAUAUUGCUUUGCUGCAGAGGGAUUUGGAUAGAUUGGGGGACUGGGCACUAAAAUGGCAGAUUAAAUUUAACAUAGAGAAAUGCAAAGUUAUGCACUUUGGGGUAAAGAAUGCACAAGCAACUUACACACUAAAUGGUAGUGAAUUAGGGAUAAUCACACACGAGAAGGGUUUGGGAAUUGUUAUAGAUAACAAAUUAGGCAGCAAUAUGCAAUGUCAAUCUGCAGUUGCUAAGGCCGGUACGAUUUUGUCUUGUAUAAAUAGGGGAAUAAAUUCUCGGGAUGAAAAUAUAAUUUUGCCUCUUUAUAAAUCGCUGGUAAGACCACACCUUGAAUAUGCUGUGCAAUUUUGGGCGCCUGUUCUAAAGAAAGAUAUCAUGGCACUAGAAAAAGUGCAGAGACGGGCUACAAAAUUGAUAAAAGGAAUGGAGCAUUUUAGUGAGAGGGGGUAUGAUAACUUUAUACAAAUAUAUUCGGUGCCAGUACAAACCAUUAUCUGGAAAUCUAUUCAUAAACAGGGAUAUACAUAGGACACGAGGUCACACAUUUGGGCUGGAAGAAAGGAGAUUUAAUCUAAAGCAAAGAAAAGGUUUUUUUUUUUUUUUUGUUUGUUUUUUUUUACAGUAAGAGCAAUAAAGAUAUGGAAUUCUCUGCCUGAAGAGGUGGUUUUAUCAGAGUCCAUACAGAUGUUUAACCCCUUCGUGAUGAGUGACGGACCUGGUCCGUCACUCAGGGGAGACCCUUAACGACGAGUGAUGGACCAGGUCCGUCACGAGUUAAAAUUAACCCCAGAUCGCGAGCACAUGUGCUGCAUGUACUCACCUACCACCUACCUGCACUUCAGAGUUCGCUGUGAAGUGCAGGAAGACGGAUCAGAGCUGAUCAUCUCCCUGUUAAAAAAAAUAAAAUAAAGUUUAAUCAAUAUCCCAACUCCCUUACCCAUUUUAAUUAAAAAUUAACCCCUUCCCUGCCAAUUGAUUACUUAGAGUGAUCAAUUGGCAGGGAAUACAUUUUACUGUCAUGUGAUUUUUUAUUUUUUUUUUUCAUUUUUUUUUUAACCCCUGAGGGUUAAUUCUUUUUUUUCUUUUUUUUUUUUUUAACCCUCAGGGGUUAAAUUUAUUUUAUUAAUUAAGUUAAAUAUUUUAAAAUCAUAUAUUUAUCUAGCUGGGGUGGGUGGAAGUUAGUGGGGAAUUGGGGGAUUUGGUGUUAGGCUAACUAGGGGUUAACUUUAAAAAAAAAAAGUUUUAAAAUAAGCUUUAAAAAGUGUUAAAAAAAGUUUUAAUAACGUUUAAGUAAAAAAAAAAAAAAAAACCCUUUAUCCAGUCCAAAUGAAAAUGAACCCCUUCCCUGCCAGUCGAUUACUGCUUACAGUGAUCAAAAUACAGAUCACAGUAUUAUACUGUGAUCUCAUUUUUUUUUUUAACGCCUGAGGAUUAAUUUUUAUUUAUUUUUUAACCCUCAGGGGUUCAAUUUAUUUAAUUAAUUUAAAUAUUUUAUAAUUAUAUAUUUUGCUAGCUGGGGUGGGUGGGAGUUAUGGGAAAGUGGGGAAUUUACUGUUGGUUAGGGGUUAACGGUAAAAAAAAGCUUAUAAAAAUGUUCAAUCUGUAAAAAAAAAAAGUAUAAGAAAGUUUAAAAAAUUAAUAAGCUAAACAAAAGUUUCAAAACAAUUUUUUUUUUUUUAUUUCUUUAUUUUGGUAGUGCAUUAUUCAGUACAUGAGUUAACAUAAACAUGUUAUUGGGUUGCAGUAUAAGGUGUCAUAAGUAAUAGCAUUGUACAUGUUAGGAUUGCUGCACUUUUUACCGAGUAUACCACCAUAUGCUGCUUGCUAACUAUGAUUAUAUGAGUCAAACUGGGCAAUGCCACGAGGAGCCCCACACAGCGUGCCAGAGGAUAGGUAAUCUAAGACAUAGAUGGACAUAUAUUCAAUAUGAGGUCGCUUAUAUAUGACAUAGACUAGUAGUUAGUCUAGCAGUUAGGGAAAAGCCUAAUUGAUAUUGCGAUAUAAUAUGCUGUAGUAAAUAUCAGUAAGUGAAACCUCCGUUGCCAGGCCUGUCCAUAUGCAUGCCACAGUCUGUAGAGUGUUGCAGUGUCAGUCUGUUUUAUGGUGCUUUGUCUGAGGUUGGGAUCAGCCAUCCCCAGUGGGUGAUGAGGCAGGAGGGACCUUGCAUGAGGGUUUCGAAAUGUGGGUAACUAGCCUCUUCAAUCAGCCUUUCUCCAGACCCGACCUCAGGGAUUCUGAAUGGAUUAGACUUCCGUGGGCUCCUUUCGCCGUCUCUGCUCUCCAGCUCCGGCCCUAGCCCACUCUCCAUGCGACCUGAAGGCAGUAUCGUGUCCGGGCUUGUUAGGUAGGGGCGAUGUUCAGCUGACUGUUUCUGUCCGCAGGCAGGCGUGGUUGUGUUGUCUUGUGCAGGUUGUAAUGCCGCCAUUUUGGUGGUCAGGCGCGUGGUGCAUAACUCCAGGUAGGCUUGGUGUUAGGCCGUGGUGGCUCCGGCUUCUGUCUGGAUACAUUUUGGUCACCCAGAUUGCUUUAAUGCUUGAGUUUUAUGCCACAGGGGACCAAGUGUGUCAGGAGCCUCUCCGGUCUGCGACUGGUCAGCAUGGCGGUCAGGCCCCGCCUUCCUAAAAACUAGUUUUAAAAGUUAAAAAAUAAAUUUAAAAACGCUCAUUACCACUACACUUGGUACAAGCUAGCGGAAAAAUGAUCCCACGCUAAGGUUCAAAAUAUGCCUUUUGAAAUACCCUGCGAUGUCUUCUUUAAGAAAUGGUAUGCCUUUAUGGUGUAUUUGGAUUAUAUAACCUGGUAAAAUACUCUAAAAUGGGACAUGGGCACAGCGUAAAAAUAUAAAGUUUGAAAAAAACUGGAAUGGCUAUGUCCCAAAUGUGCCCCUCCGAUGUCCACAUAUACCUGGCAAAGGUACAAAGGGGGGUAUUGCUGUACUCAGCCGACAUAGCUGAGCAACAUAUGAAGUAUUAUACAGUCGUAGCACACAUACGAUUUGCAAAAUAUACUGUACAAACUCACUGUGGGUGUCAAAAAGGCAGAAAAAAACGCUUAUUACCACUACACUUGGUACAAGCUAGCGGAAAAUUUAUCUCACGCUAAGGUUCAAAUUAUGCUUUUUGAAAAACCCUGGGAUGUGUUCUUUAAGAAAUUGUAUGCCUUUAUGGUGUAGUUGCAAUAUGUAGCCUGCUCAAGUGCUCCAAAGGUGGACACGGACGCAUCAAAACACUCCAUGAAAAUUCAUACUUAAAAACUUUAACUUGUCACGUCUCUUUUACAGCAGUGUAACUUCACAAAAUAGUGUCUAGGUUAUACAUUGGGCAUAUUGUUUUACUCAGAAGACUUAGCUGAGCAUAAUUUGGGGGGUUUGAACUUAGUGGCACAUAUGAAAUAUACAAAAUGCCCAGCAAAAAUGCAAUCCGUAUGUAAAAAAUGCCCCAAAUUAUUUUUUACCACAUACUUUGCCAUAUAUUGCUGAAAAAAUGGGGGCAUAUUAAGGCACAAUAUGUACCAUAUGAGAUACCCUGGAGUGUCUACUUUUACAAAUGGUAGGCCUUUGUGGGGUUUUUUUUUUUUGAACAGUCAAACUGCUAUAAUUCCCCAAAUUGAAGCAUAGGCCAAUUAAAUCUGUCUCUAAAUUCUACUGUAAAUACCGAAAAGGACAGGUCUCCUACAUGGCACUGUAGCUUCACGAAAUAGUGUCAUAGACAUACAAUGGGGGUAUUGUUGUACUCAGCAGAUGUAGCUGAACACAAAAUAAAGUUUUGUGCAGGAAUAGCACACACCAACUUUACAAAAUACACAUGGGAAGUUCUUUGUUCUAAGUUUGUGUGCCAAAAAAAAAAAAAAAAAAAUUUUACUCCAAUAUUUAGCAGAGAUUGGCAGUGAAAUGGCUACUUAGAAAGUGUCAAAACAACCUUAGGUAAAUAGCCUGUGAUGUCUACUUUAUAUAAAUAUAUACUUUUGUGGGGCAAUUUUGUUUUCUUUUAUGGCUAUUAAGCUUACAAGACAAACAUACCAAAUUCUAAAAUCGCUCCACAUUAAAAGUUUAUUUUACUCCUUGUGCUUUGUGACCUGUAACUACCAAAAAAAUAAAAUAAAAUCCCAGACACAUUAUAUAUUCUGUAAAUCAGAACAACUAAAUGAAUUUAUUUUUAAUUACUUUCCUUAACCUGCACUAAUUGUGCACACAUUAUUAUUGCAAAAACUGUAAAAAACACAUUUAUUUUUUUGCAUUUUCUGUAUUUUUUUUAUAAUAAAUGUGUGUGUGUGUGUGUGUGUGUGUGUAUAUAUAUAUAUAUAUAUAUAUAUAUAUAUCUCUAUAUAGAUAUAUAUAUAUAUGUGUGUGUUACAUCAAAUUAAAGCCCUUUAUGUCCUUUAAAAAAUAGUAUAUAAUAUGUGUCGGUGCAAUAAACAAGAGAGAUGCAAAUUGCAGUUGAACGUAAACAGAAAAUGCAAAAAUUGCUUGUGUCAUUAAGCGUAAGACAAGCUUCUGUGUCCUUAAGGGGUUAAACUGCAAUUGGAUAAAUACUUGCAAAAACAUAACAUACAGGGAUAUAAUUUCUAAUUAGUGGGGUAAUAGCUGCUUGAUCCAAGGAGAUAUCUGACUGCUAUUUUGGGGUCAAGACGGAUUUUUUUCCUAGUUUGUGGCAAAAUUGGAAACGCUUCAAACUGGGUUUUUUUGCCUUCUUUUGGAGCAACAGCAAAAACAUAUGUGAGGAAGGCUGAACCUGAUGGAUGCAAGUCUCUUUUCAACUAUGUAACUAUGUAACUAUUUCUCAUUUCACAGCAGUGGCAAGCUUUGGGAGUAGAACAACUGCGACUCAGCACAGUGGACUUCACUGGGGUCCCGACAUUGGAGAACUUACAGAGAGGGGUGGCAUUUCUUCACAAGCACCAGCAUGAUGGGAACAGCGUUUAUAUCCACUGUAAGGCAGGCCGAUCUCGCAGUGCUACAAUGGUAGCAGCCUAUUUAAUAGAGGUGAGAUUUUGUAACAGAAGAUAAAAUUACGUUCUAACAUUAGAGCUGUAAAAUUGUCAAAUGUAUCUUUGCAGAUGCCCGUCAGAUUACGUUUGCUGAACACUGAUACUUUUAGGGGCAGGGAUUGAUGAGCAUUCAACCAUGUAUCUCAAGUAGCACUUAUGCCAUUUUAUCCUCAGACUUAUUAGGAUUUGACAAAUGCAAAGUGUCAUAGCCACCCAGAAAUUGGUCAAGGAACCUAGAAUCAUGUCUCCCUGUUUCAUAUACACCAGUUUGAGAGAUUAUAAAAUCUUCCUUCUCCAUUUUAGCUUUUUUUUUUUACUGAACAAGUGUUCUGUCUGUGUUUUAACCUGACGCAGACCACAUUAACCAAUGCUCUAAUUAUCCAGCACGCUGAUCACACGUCACACUAGGGCUCAGUGGGUGGAGGAUGCAUGGCUGAGUCACAUCAUUCUGUGCUGGUUGGGAGAACUAAAGACAUCCCUACGGGUUUGUUAUUUUAAAAAUAAAAGGCACAGUCAUAUCAAUGUUACAAUAUGGUAUCUGAUUAGAUUGGAAAGGCUGACAGCUGCUAUUCAUGAACCUUCUAAGCAAUACUUGAAAAUAUGGUCUGUCUGGAUGGAGACAUUUUGUUGUCAGGGUCUGAAUUUUGUUCUCUUCCUUUUUUAGAAUACCGGUCAUUAACAAGUAAUUGUGAGUGUGCUUAGGCACCACAUUGAAUAGCUCCAAAUUACCCGGGAAAGUUAAUUACACUUCUUUUGUCAGUUUGCAGCAUAAAUUGCUCUAGGAUUUUUCACAGUUCUGUCCCAAGCUUGCCAUUAUCCACAUGUUACUUUUUGUUUAAGUAGGCAAUGGAAAUGGAGAUAAUUGACAAGAUAACAACCAAAAGAGGCAUUUUAUUGUAGUCUACCAGGUUUCUAGCUCACUUAUUGUGGUCUAAAAUUUGCAGUGUUACUUAAACAAAAUUCCUGGUUUAGUGAAUAGCUCCAUAUUUUAGAUGGUAUUUACCAAAACGAGAAUUGUUGGGAAUGCAAUUUUUUUUUAAAAUUUAAGGCCAAAAUAGCCAACAUGGAAAAAAAGAUUCUCCACGUCACCUAUGCUUCCAAUUUGGAAUUAACUUUGAAUUCCAGACAGUUAUCACGUUAGUAAAUAACCCUGUGUGUUUAACUCUUACCUAAAACAAAUAUUCCUUUAUAUACUCUGACAAAGCUCUGCUCUGAAAGGACCACUAUAGUGCUAGGAAAACAAACUUGUUUUCCUGGCAUUAUAUGGUUUUUAGGUCCGUACCCCCCCACCCUCAGGGUCCCACUCCUGCUGGGCUCUAAGGGGAGGAAGGGGUUCAAGACUUACCUUUCUCCAGCGCCUGGCUCCCUCACCGCUGGGGACUCUCCUCCCUCUUCGGCUGAAUGCGUAUGCGCGUCAUAUGGACGCUGGCGUCUUCUCACUGUGAAAAUCACAGUGAGAAGCGCGGAAGCGCCUCUAGCGGCUGUCAAUGAGACAGCCACUAGAGGCUGGAUUAACCCAUAUGUAAACAUAGCAGUUUAUCUGAAACUGCUAGGUUUACAGCAGGCAGGGUUAACCCUAGAUGGACCUGGGACCCAGAACACUUCAUUGAGCUGAAGUGGUCUGGGUGCCUAUAGUGGUCCUUUAAUUAAGGCAUGAUAAGCAAGUGAUUUCUGGGUGCGGAGGAGAGCCCUACCAGUGCUAAACAGUUUGACACAAGUUGUAGACAGAGUUUAGAGAGCGAGCAUGUAGUGGUUAUGUUGCUAGGGUACCCUUGAAUUACUUGCUUUCGGAGAUCUGUCUUUAAGUACUACUGGAAUGAGUAAAAGUCCAGUUUCUAGGUUGUAGGGGUGCCAACAAGGUCCAAACUUGAUCACAUUUGCCUCUAAAGUUAUCUAAUAGAUAGAACUAUUUAAAUGUCUGAAAGCAAAGAACUGGAACAAUGACUCCAGCUUUCAAUGCAUUUAGAGCAAUUAUAUGUUGAAUUCUGCUACUGAACGGACGACUACAUUUCAAAUUCUCCACUAACCCAUUAAAUUUGUGAAAAUCUGGAGGGGAAAAAAAUGACAACGCAUGAAAACAACAAUAUUCAAGUAUCUAUUUCCAAAUAUUACUUUUAUCAGCAGUGUGUACAUUUACAAACUUGAGAAACCUGGCAAUCUUCAUACAUAACUGACAGAGAGUAAGCUUUAUUUGAUAAAGACAUUUUUAAUAUUAUAUAUUUUUUUGUUACAUAAAAGGUCAGUAAAUGUGCUGUGUUGUAUACUUUAACUUUCAUUAGAGGUUUUUGUUUUGCAAAAAAAGAGAAAUAUAUUUUUGCACUGGGAAUUGUACUGCCCAUUUGUAAUACAUUUUGGAGAUCGUUACCCCAUUGCACAUCACACACAUUGAGUUUAAUUAGAAAAUAAUUGUAUUUUUAGUGGAAUUAUAGUCUUACUUGUUCCAGUACUGCAAACAGCCAGUUUACCUGCAGCUCAUUUUUGUUUUUCACAGAGACACAAAUGGACACCUGAUUAUGCGGAGGACUUCAUCGCACGUAUCAGGCCACACAUCAUAAUCAGAGAGUCACAACACCAAGUUCUGGAAAGAUUUUACAAUUCAGUUGCUAACGUCAAAGCACCAGAGAGUGGAGGGUAAUAUAGAAAGAAAGUCUAUCAAGAACUGCCCCCUCAUCUUUCACCUCUGGUUAAUCCAAAGAGUUCACCCACUUCCAUAACCUGGCUGUGUCUUGGGAUUGUUGUCAAGACGUCACGUUAUCUCAAGUUAUACAUAGCAAAAGUGCAAUAUUUUGAUCGGUUAAAUUAUUUUUAAUUAAUUAUUAAAAUAAGGAAUUCUAAGAUUAAAGUACCCGGCUAAUUGUUAACAGCCGUACGCUUCCCUUAAUAUGCUCAAUUUUGUUGUUGGUUUUAUCUUUUGGGAGAUGCAGGGAAAUCAAUUCACCACUGGUACAAUAAAGACAGACCCCAAAUACACACAUCCACAUAUAUAGAUACAUAAUCUAUAAAUCACAAGUACACUAUUUGUUACAAAAAAUAAAGAAGAGUAACACAUUUUAUUAAGUUAUUUUGUUUUGUCACAAAAACCAAAAACAUUUCCAUUAUGUGGUAUUAUAACAAUUGUCAAAGUCCUGAAACCAAACCGAUGAUUUGCAUUGUGUUUGUUCAGCCAUAAUUUAAUGUUUUCUCCCACACAUAUUACAUAUUGGGGUUUUUAAAGGACAGAAAGGGCUUUCUUAACAUCCUAUAUGUAUACUUAACACAACAUUGUGUAAAUAAAAUGUUAAAGAUGGGUUUUUGUUUUUUUUUCACAUAUUUGCUUAUAAUAAUCUUUAUACAAAUAAAAAGAGCCCAAAAUAGAUUCACGUAUCAGUCCUGAUUGUAAAUUAAUUCCUCAUGUCUAGGAUCUAAAUUUGUGGUUGCUAAUAGCAAUCCUCCUAAUGCUCUACCAACCCUAAGCUUACACUAACUAUAACACUAUGACUGCUUUAACCCUAACACUGACCAUAACACUACAUUAACCUUACACUAGCACUAACCCUACACAAACCCCAAGGAAAUGCUUUACUAAAAUCAGUAGUUAGAGUUAAAACAGUAGAGUGGCAAAAGUUGUAUGUUGCUGCCAUCUACUGCCUUCUUUCAGCAUUACAGGCAUUUCUCUGUAAUAUUUGUCAGAAUUACAAUGAUCACAAUUGGCAUGGGGCCAUGCUUGGAAACCCUGUCAAGGUCAGUCCAAACCCCGGGGGUCUCACUUGAGCACCUGCCAGCCCAGGAACACAGCUGCUUUGCACAAUCUGCUCAGCCGCCCUGUUCUUAAUGUAUUUAAAGGGCUAUAUACAAUGCUUACUUUGAGCUCUGCAUACAGCUCAUCACUAAAUGUGACCCCCAGCUUACAAUUGAUACCCGAGACUCCCUGUUGUGAGCAAGGAUUUAACCCUCUUCAUACUCAGCUUUGCAGUCAAGUCAGAUUUAAAUGGUUGUAGCAGUGCUCAUUUGGAGCUCUGCAUACAGCGCAUCUGUUAGUCUGGGGCUACUAAAAAAAAAUGGCCCAGCUGACAGAGGGGAGCUCUGGGUAUUGAGGAAUUUAACCAUGCUCACACCAAAAUGUUAGGACAUGCCAUGUCGUCCUAAAGGUGUUAAAUCCCACUAUAGAGGAAGACUUGUAAUGCUGUGAAGGGGUUAAUAUUAGAGCUCUAAAAUUAAUGGUUACUCUUAAGAAAUCUUUCAUGUGGUUGCGUAGAAAGAGCAAUUCUGGGACACAAAUUAUACACACAGUUUGACAUUUCUACGCUAUUAAUCGGGCAUAAAAACAUACUCGUCCAUUGCACACUCACGAGGGCUAAAUUUUCUCACGCCGAUGGGGAGUGGAUAUUUUGAGCCCUGUAUACAAGACUCCACAGGUAAAUAUCUAGUGCUUAUCUCAUUUUACAUUUUUCUUUGUCUUAAUUUAAGAGCAAAAAUGAACCAGUACCACACUUCAAUAGAAAACAGCAGGUAAAUAGGAUUAAUCUCACUCUGCAAACAAUAUCUAUUAAAACGGUCAAACAUUUACAGGUUUAGUUUUAUUAGAAGCACACACACACAGACAAAAAUACUAGACAAAAUGUGUUCAUCACAUAAAAUUAUUAAUUGUAUAUUGAAUAAGAAAAACAAAACACAAACAGCAAAUGCUUGUAUGAGAAUGUAGCAGUGUACACUGGAAAUUAAGAUUAUAUUAUUUGAUCUCUCCACUGCGCUCAGCCUUCCGUUAUAUAUUUAUCUAUUAAUUAAUGAUGCAGUGCACUCCUGCCUCCUCAUUUAAUAAUGUAGAGAUGUAAAUUAUUCUUAACAGCUUUCAUACUUGGGGGUUUACUCACUAAACCAAAUACACCUGACAAGGGAACUUAAACUUAGGCCACAGUAGCAAAGGUUUAGAAGUUCAGCUAUUUUGAACUAAAAAAUAGCAAUCUAAUUUGUAUUUUUUUUUUUUUUUGUUAAAAUAAAACCCCAAAAAACAGUACCAAAAAUUGUAUUGCAAACCAUAUACAUAAAAAUAAAAUGUUUGAGUGCUGCAUCACUCUGUAAGUCCUAUCACCCAUUCUAGGUGGUAGCAUCUAAUUUGCUUAUGAAUGAUUGCGAUAUCACAAAGAAAAACAUUUAUUUUAAUUUACUAAACAAUUCAUAGUAAACCAAACUGCAAAUUUAGGCGAAAAAAAAAAUUAAUCUGUUAGUAGAGCAGUGAGAGGAUUCUUCCAAAUAAUCUAUUUUAGCCAACGUUUUAUAAUUAAGUUUAAUUCAUUGCAAGUCCGUUGCUUUUUUUACAUUCUAUCCAUUGAAGGUGUUGGUUACAAGUUCCCUGCAAUAGUUUGGGUGAUGUAACAAAGUGCAGAGGUUCUCCAUUCUUUAGCAUUUCAUUGAGACAAUAAUGCAAACCAUAAUAAAAUACGUAGUCCCUUCUGACAACACAAGCAUAGAGAGGAACAGAGUAUACAAACUGAAAGGGUUCACAUCACAGCUUUGCAUAUCUCCAUCCUGAGAGUGGCUUAGAAUUGCAGCAAUUUGUAAAAAUGAUGGUAGCUUUAAGUUUGCCCCUCAGAGCUGUCAGUCAGGCAGCCCGGACCCUCGGCUUGCUCUAACUAAUAUAAAUUUUGUUUGGGUACACCUCACACCACUUGGACCAAACUUGCUUAUCUUCCAAAAAGGAGAGCAAAUGUAUGUAGUGAACACCAACUGUGUUGAUCCGUGUACGUAGCUCAGUUCACUAAUCGGUUAACUGAUAUUAGCUGUGGUACGACUGCUACCAGCUUACAGAGCAGUUCAACUUAUCCUCAGUGAUGAUUGGAACUGCUCAUGGGGGACAGAGACCCUACAGACUAAAAUGAGAUGUUAUUGGUUGCAGUGUCUCUUCCAGGUAUAGGAGGGGUCUCCUUGUAGGUGCAAUUAGAUCCACUAAACACUGCCACCUGCACGGAUUUCUUUGAAUUACUUUUUAAUGCAUUAUCUGUGAAAUGCUUUAAAAAAAAAUAGGGCGUCCUCUGUAGUGUGAAGUCUAGACAUAAAUGGUACAUUUGGUUUGGAUUUUGUGUUUUGAUUAGUACUGAUAAGGCAGAUCUCACAUACAGGCACAUGGUUACUUGUACAGAAGAACAGUAAGUGACAUCAUGCAUUAAUGGGUUGCAAUUUAAAUAAAUCUAGAAAACACAGAAAAAAAGGCAUUUAGCCAGUACCUUCUAAUUAUGCCUUCAGAUACACAUUUAUAUAACAGUACCGAACUGUCAAAAGAAAAAAAAA
Messenger RNA from Pelobates cultripes (western spadefoot toad), 21401 nucleotides. The record is from the annotation of a GenBank genome assembly. NCBI's taxonomy places the organism in Eukaryota, Metazoa, Chordata, Amphibia, Anura, Pelobatidae.